This is a messenger RNA of Pochonia chlamydosporia 170, 3981 nucleotides long. RefSeq names its product AMP deaminase. NCBI's taxonomy places the organism in Eukaryota, Fungi, Ascomycota, Sordariomycetes, Hypocreales, Clavicipitaceae. Gene Ontology annotation, biological process: transmembrane transport; IMP salvage; AMP metabolic process. The transcript has 10 exons. Bases 1 to 3981 code for a protein of 1326 amino acids. Gene Ontology annotation, cellular component: cytosol. Gene Ontology annotation, molecular function: AMP deaminase activity. The record is from RefSeq and is a predicted model, not a curated record.
AUGGCUGGAGAUAUCGCACGAAGCCGAAAGGAGAAUGGAAACCACCACAGCCAUGCCAAAGCUACGACGAGAGCAACCAUGGCUGUCGAGGUUGCGCCGAUUCUAGCAGUCGGCGCAAUGCUCUGUCUGAUAUUCGGAGGUUGUUGUUCCAAUGUUUACGCUCUAGAAGCAAUUAUCAACUUCGAGCCUCGUAGUGGCACUCUACUCACCUUUGUGCAAUUUUGCUUCGUCGCGAUAACGGGUUACAUUGCUCAACUUGAUAUGAGCAGGCCACCCUUCUUUUUGGCCCCUGCCAAAGUUCCGCUGCGGCGGUGGCUAAUUAACAUUGUACUUUUUUUUGGUAUCAAUGUGUUGAACAAUCAUGCAUUCAGCUAUGACAUUUCAGUUCCAGUUCAUAUUAUUCUUAGAUCAGGUGGUAGUAUCACCACAAUGAUUGCGGGCUAUCUGUACGGGAAGAGAUAUGCUCAAUUGCAGGCCAUUGCCGUUAUAUUCCUGAGUAUAGGUGUUGUUCUGGCUGCUUGGUCAGACGCCCAAGAGAAGGUUGUUCUACAACGAGACUCCGUUAGGCCAGCUUUCAACUCCGGGCUCGUAAUCCUGUUCAUCGCACAGAUCCUCUCUGCCAUCAUGGGCCUGUACACGGAGGCAACUUAUCGUCAAUAUGGGCCUCACUGGAGAGAGAACUUGUUCUAUUCACAUGUACUUUCACUACCUUUGUUUCUCCCAUUUGCUCCAUCGAUGAUGCGAAACUUCAAGAGUAUGAUGCACAGCAACAUGCUCACAGUCCCCAUACCCUGGUAUGACUCAACAACUACCGCACACAUACCAAGCCAGCUUGCAUAUCUCACCAUAAACGUACUAACUCAGUACGCCUGUAUCCGCGGUGUCAACCUGCUCGCUGCGAAAUCAUCGGCCCUUACUGUCACCAUUGUCCUCAAUAUUCGCAAACUGGAAGUGUCGAAAUCCUUCCCAAGGUCAAUUAUUCUGUGGUUUUUGACAGCGAUCUUCUGCUUCAUUAUUCCCCGCGUGCCGAACAGCUGGUUGUGCCUUGAUCCGUGGACAGAUUUCCGAACCGCCAAAUUUGAGUAUCUCCGGGUACCAAUGAAUAUGGACGACAACUCUCGCAAAUCUCGAAGCCAAACAGCUCGACAAGAGGAUAUUAUGCAAGAACAGGUAGACAUGGGAAACGGUGUAACCGUAGAAGCUAUGGAAAAUGACGAUAAUGGCUUAUCCUCUGUGCCAGCGGACGAACAAGAUGGAUUGCAAGACGGCAUGCUAUUGAGAGAUGUUCCAAAGCGCACAACUUUCUACGACCCAGUCGCAGAGCGACAAAUGUCACAAACGGAUGCCAAACUCUUCUAUCAGCGAAGCAAGAUUGAUGUUCGCACAGGAUCCACCAGUGCAGGUAUCUGGAGCCAAUCCAGCCCCAACACCAGUCCAACACUGGCGUCGGCAUCUCGACCUGUCACUGAAUAUGGAGCUGACUCUCUAAUUCUGGACCAGGAUGGAGCCGACGACAGCGAACCAAACGCGACAUCACGCGGUUUUGCGUACAGCCACGCUGCCCCUAGUAGCAAUACAAUGCCAAACCCCAAGAUUACCCAUGGUGACUCCAAUGAAGUCAAACUUACUACUGAGACGAGCAUGGGCGGAUUUCCAGGCAACUCCUUGUUCGAUACCGAACCACAUGUCACAGCCGAGUUAAGUGCCAUUUCGAAGAACAUUCAAAAGGUGCUAGAUGUAAGGCGAAAGUACAUCGCAUUGUCUUCCCAGGGACCAGAUGACAAUCCCAGAGAUCGGCGGAAUUGGGUUGUUUAUCCACCUCCGCCUGAACCAGCUUGGGCUCAAACACAAGGUGGCUAUGCCGACUUCCCUGACGGUCUGUCGGCAUCCCAGGCCGGACAAGGCGACCCCUCUACUACGUCCAACAAAAAAAGAAAACCAGGUCUAGAUGUUGGCGAGGACUUCAACAUGGAUGACUUGCUUCCUUUGCCCGAAGACGACGGUAUGGCCUUUAAACUUGAUGACAGCGGAGUUUAUCAGGUCUUCGACAGUGACGACGCCAACUCACCUGCUAUCCAAGUUCCAACCAUCAGGGAAUUUUACAUAGACUUGGACAGUAUUCUCACAGUUUCAUCAGAUGGACCAAGCAAGAGUUUUGCAUUUCGACGCUUACAAUAUCUCGAAGCCAAGUUUAAUUUGUACGCGCUUCUUAACGAGUACCAGGAAACUGCAGACAGCAAGAAGGUUCCACAUCGCGACUUUUAUAACGUCCGUAAAGUCGACACUCACGUUCACCACUCUGCAUGCAUGAAUCAGAAGCACCUAUUGCGAUUUAUAAAGAGCAAGAUGAAGAAGUAUCCGAACGAGGUUGUGCUCUUCCGAGAUGGCAAACAUUUAACUCUUGCGGAGGUAUUUGCCAGUAUCAACCUUACCGCCUACGAUCUAAGUAUUGACACACUCGAUAUGCAUGCUCACACCGAUUCAUUUCACCGAUUUGAUAAAUUCAAUCUCAAAUACAAUCCUAUUGGAGAGUCUCGCCUCAGAACAAUUUUCCUUAAGACGGAUAACUUUAUCCAUGGCCGAUACUUGGCAGAAAUAACCAAGGAGGUUAUAGCGGAUUUAGAAUCAAGCAAGUACCAGAUGGUGGAAUGGCGUAUAUCCAUCUAUGGCAAGUCCAUCGACGAGUGGGACAAAUUAGCCGCGUGGGUCGUGGAUAACAAACUCUUCUCGCACAACGUCCGGUGGCUCAUCCAGAUUCCUCGACUGUACGAUGUCUAUAAGGCCAGUGGCCUUAUGGACACGUUUGAACAGAUUGUCAAGAAUGUCUUCCAGCCACUAUUUGAAGUAACGAAGGACCCCUCCAGUCACCCCAAGCUACACAUCUUUCUACAGCGAGUCAUUGGUUUCGACAGCGUCGACGACGAGAGCAAAGUAGAACGCCGACUGUUCAAGAAGUUUCCCGUCCCACAGGUAUGGGACUCCAAACAAAACCCCCCCUACAGCUACUGGAUAUACUAUUUAUUCGCGAAUAUGGCCUCCCUCAAUUAUUGGCGUAAGAAACGUGGAUUCAAUACUCUCGUAAUGCGCCCACAUUGCGGCGAGGCUGGAGAUAGUGAACAUCUAGCAGUCGCACUUCUCUCAUGCCACAGCAUAAGCCACGGUCUAUUACUCCGUAAAGUUCCGCUGUUACAGUAUGCGUUUUAUUUGGAGCAAAUAGGCAUCGCCAUGUCACCUCUCAGUAAUAAUGCGCUAUUUUUGGCAUACGAGCGAAACCCUUUCCACCAGUACUUCAGGCGCGGUUUGAACGUUUCACUCUCAACGGACGACCCUUUGCAGUUUGCCUUCACCAAAGAGCCACUCAUAGAAGAGUAUGCAGUGGCUGCACAGAUUUACAAGCUUAGCUCUGUAGAUAUGUGUGAAUUAGCCAAGAACUCGGUUAAGCAAAGCGGAUAUGAAGCAUCUAUUAAACGUAUGUGGCUUGGGCCUAAUUUCGAAAAUCCUGGCAAGGAUGGAAAUAUGAUGGUCAAAACCAAUGUCCCAGAUCGCAGAGAAGAGUUCAGAAACCAUACAUUGCUGCAGGAGAGAGAUGUCUUGCGUCGAUAUGUUGCUUAUGAUAGCACCAAAGAACCGACCCCAGCGGUGGCUGCGGCCGACGUGACGACCUCUGUGACGGCACCAAAGGCUACCGAACCGAUGACCGAUCCAAACCUCGGGAGUGUUGACGAAAGUUCGCCUCGAGGAUCAGGCAGAAUUUCAAGUGUCGCUGGCAAGUCCUCCCUCAAUGGCGAGGUCUCGCAUGACUCCGGAGUAGUUCCAGAGGCUAUGGCAGACCUACACCUGUCUGGGAGUGACCCCAGAUUAUUCCCAGGCAUUUUUACGCGGGAUCAUCGUUCAGGGAGUCUACGAAAUCUGAACCAAGCCAGCGAGUGGACUGUGGAUUCUAGCGAGGCUCCUGGAGAUGACGACGAUGAUGAGCUCUAA